Messenger RNA from Chara braunii, 2425 nucleotides. The record is from the annotation of a GenBank genome assembly. NCBI's taxonomy places the organism in Eukaryota, Viridiplantae, Streptophyta, Charophyceae, Charales, Characeae.
UCGUCGAGGUAAACCACGUCCAGAAUGAGGUAGUCCCUGAGCAAGUCAUCCCAGGCUCACUGAAAUGUUGCAGUGUGAUCUUGACCCCAUUUUCAAUCAGGAGCGACUGCGGGGCCGUGCACGGGAGUUUUUUCGAACGGAGUUGCGCGCAGUUCGGUUUUUGCUUGAGGAGUCGUACGUGUCAAUCGUCGGCACGCUAGUCUUCCUCGGAUUGGCGAUCUACUUCGUUCCCACGAAACUGGAACGGAAGAGGAGGAUUGCUCUUGGAAUUACACACUUUUUAUCGCAUCUCCUGGCAGCGUUUGCGCUGAUGCUCAUGCUAGAGGUGGGGGUGGAGGUGUGUGUGCGCCAUGAGUUGCUUGGCACAUCCGGAUAUCACACAUUGUACGAAUGGUACCAGUCCAAGCAGAAAGAACAUUUUCCAGAUCCUACAAGGUUGCGCUCACGCAUGGAGGUGUGGACAUUCGGCUUGUACCCAGCAUGCUUCAAGUACUUGAUGUCGGCAUUUGACGUUCCUGAGACUAUGGCUGUGACGAGGAACAAGAUAUGUAAGGAAGGAAUGCAGAAGUUGCCGCGAAGAUUCCAGGUGCUCUACUACGUGUGUGUCUUCCUCUAUUACUGGGUAUUGUCCACACCGGUGGUGUCGCUCGUGAUGGGCUGUUAUCUAUACAUCUGCAUUAACUGGCUGCAUGUGCACUUUGACGAGGCAUUCUCAUCGCUGCGCAUCGCGCACUUCAAAUCAUUCAUACGCGGUCACAUCACGCCGGACGGCCAUCUCGAGAUUUUCGUACUUGCAGUUGAUAAGGUUCCAAGGGACUGGUCGAUAGAUCCAAAGUGGUUUGAAGAGCAAGAGUCCUCUCCAGGCGUGAUGCCGCACAAGCUAUCAUACCCAAGUAAGUGGAUUCCAGCUCCGGGGUACUGCAACGGGGAUAGCCAGUGCAAUGUACGAAUCGUCGACCACUUUGUCGUCGACAAAAAGCCCUUGCCGUGUCCGAAACCCGCUAGUCCUCCACAGGCUGCAAAGGAAGUUCCUGCGGGAACUGUUUCUUCCUCCACGACAGCCCGCCGUGCUCCCAAGCGAACGCACCGACCAUCGCCCCUGUCAGGAAAGCAGCACGAGGAGCAUAGCCCGAACCGAACUGGGGAGGAUGCGCUUGGGGUUAGCAUCAGUGGGGGAAAGAAAGCGAGAACUUCACUCUCGGUUGCAGACAAUUUGCACCCAGAAAGUGGUGGAGGGAGCUUCCAUGCUGUAUCCGUUGCCAUCAGAGAACCUGUGAGGUUUCCAGAGUGGAUAUGGCGAGCAGUGCACCCAGACCCGAUCGAAGGGUGGAAGUUUGUGGGGCAACCGCGAUCCCCGUCACCACCACGCCGGCAUGUCUCAAGAAAGGGGCCUCCAAUAACGCGGCAUUUGUCGCUGUCGCCAUGCCGUCGGGGGGCCAGAGCCAUGGGAGGUGAUGUUGUAGAGCUUGUGCAUGCGGCCCAAGGCCAUGAGGAAUCGCACAUAGAUGACAAAGGCCAACCGGCUGCCACUAAUCGAGAACUCCGUGCUCACAGAGGGAGUUUUUAUUCCUUGCCCAGUUCUCAGUCUCAAAGCAUUUCCUCUGGAUUUCUGGAUCUGCCGCACCACUGGCAAGGCACAGAAGGGGUUUUGGUUCCUUGCUGCCAAGGUGGGGAACGAUGCAGCCAGCUCUUGCAGGAAGUAAGCACCAACAGUUGCGCAAGCGGCAAGGAACGGGAACGAUGCACCCGGCUCUCACAGGAAGUGAGCACCAACAGUUGCGCAGGUGGCAUGGAACGGGGCAAGAAACGCACUCUAGGAACAGGGGAGGACGUAGGGUAUGAGCCAAACACUGCACUUGAGGAGGUUGUCCGAGAGAUGGGUCAAGAAGAGGGUGAGGGGAGGGUGAGAUAUUUUCAAGAGGCUAGGUUGUAGUUAGGAGGGAUCUUUGGUGGUCGUCUGUCCUUCUGUGGAAGGAAGACAGUUUGUUCGAAUCGGUUGGGACUCCAGAAUCGUAGGCAGUCAGACGUGACACCACAGCCAUUGUCAGCUUGUAUGGUCGGAGCAUGCACAUCAAACUAACGUACCGAGGAACAUCGUGUAGCUUGGAUGGAGAGCAAUGGUCUCAAGCACCCCGUGAGAACCCUUGCUAUCACCCCACCCUCCGUGCCUCCGCCCCGUGCUUACAUUUUCUAGGCUUUUUGCUGUGAAUCUGUCCGGGGCCUGGUCAUUGUAGUUGCUGUGUGCUUCUUCCCCGUCUGCCAUGCGAGCACUUUGAUCGCAUGGCUUGCAUCCAGAGACGCAUGCGUCUGUUGAUGUUCACAUGCAUGUCUGGAUUGUUUAUUUUGUCAUGGUUCUUUCAUGUCUGCACACAGUUGUGCAUGACUUAUCUUUGUUAAAGAAUGCUAAUAAAGAUUCUUUUGAUAU